Molecule: messenger RNA, 2118 nt
Organism: Venustampulla echinocandica
Lineage: Eukaryota; Fungi; Ascomycota; Leotiomycetes; Helotiales; Pleuroascaceae
Product: putative p protein
Exons: 5
Coding region: 1-2118 (705 amino acids)
Biological process (GO): positive regulation of transcription by RNA polymerase II; negative regulation of transcription by RNA polymerase II
Cellular component (GO): transcription regulator complex; nucleus
Source: RefSeq, a predicted model, not a curated record
AUGAUGACGAGUCUAGCCCAGGCCUACUCACCACAUCCAGGGGGAAUUCAACAGCAUCCAGGAGUGUCCCAAGGCCAUCCGAUGGCAGUGCCCCACAAUCCCGGCCAGCAAGGGCAACCAGGAAUGCCACAGCAGAUGCAUAUGGGAGUUUCUGGCCCAGGAGGACCUCAAGUUACCCAAGCAGGAGCUUUGAUGGGUGGGAUUCCACAAGGCGCUGGAGGGCCAAGUGCGCACGCAUUACAACAUCUUAACCCGAAUCAUGCUCAGCAAGCACAAAUGCUACAGCAACAGCAGGCAAUGGCUUUCGCUCCUCAAUUCCAAAUGCAACAGCAACAUAUAAUACAACAGCAACAGCGGGCACAAGCUGCCCGUCAAGCUAUGAUGGCCCAACAUUAUAGUGGAAUGCCGGUCAAUAUGCCCAACGGCAUGGGCCAGAUGACAAAUGCGCAGUAUCAAGCCAUGCGAGGAGCAGGGCCGAUGGCACGACCCGUCAAUGUAAACUUGCCUCAGCAUCUUCAGCAACAGCAACAACAAGCUCAACAUAGCUUAGAGCAGCAACAGCAGGCGCAAGCACAAGCUCAGCAUCAGCAACAGCAGCAACAACUCCUUGCCCAACAGAUGGCAAUGCAACAACAAGCAAAUAUUCAAGCACAAGGUGGUGCCAAUCAAGGCCAACACAACCAGCCGAACCCGCAGCUGCUUCAAAAUAUGCAGCAAGGUCAGAUCACACAGGCCCAGCAAGCACACCAGCAAGCCGCUUCGCAACAAAAUCAACCGCCCCAGUCACAGCCGCAACCACAACCGCAACAACCACAACCAAACCCACAAGCUGCUCAGCCUCAACAGCCACAGCAGCCAGCCCAACCUCCACAACCAGGCAUCCAACAGCAAGCCGCUGCGGCGGCUAUGAUGCAGCAAAGACAACAGGUCGAAAAGUUAAGGGGCCAGUGCCUGAUGAAACUGAUGCAAUUUGCCGACCAUCUCAGUAACUUUGGGGUAAGCUCCAAACCAUUGCAAUCAUACAUGGCUAGUGGUGCUCAACGGCUGGCUGCGCAGGGGUCCAAACAACGGGAUGACCUUAAUUACUGGUUGCAUUUUGUAGAUCGGUUCUUUUCCCCCAAAGGAGUGCUACGGCACUCGGUCUGGAUUGUCGACGAGACUUCGAAUAAGCAGUACGAGAUCACGUUUCCAGCUUUAGCGAGAUACUUCCAUACCCAUUUCGAGAGCGGCAUCAAGACCAUGCAGUUGAUAAUGGAAAAGGGGUCAGAAAGGGACUUGCCAAAUAAUGGGCAUUAUAUCGAAAGUCCAAAGUCGAGUUUUGUCUAUUGGUUUGAUAAUGGAUCACAGUUAAUUGCAAACGGCACAUUACGUGCUCAUUUCGAUGCUGACCAGAAGAUCGAGCUUCUCGAGUUUGUUACUAGCAACCAUGAAGAGUAUCUUCCCCGGACCAGAAUUAUCGAAGCCGCAAGGCCCCUGCACGACUGGGGCAAGGAAUGGCAAAAAGUCAAUGCUCCACCCGAAGGAAAGCAAUCACCAGAGAUGAACAAGAAAAAAGCAAAGACCCUGAAAUCGCCUCCCCAACCACCACCAGAGAUUGAAAUUCCGCCUUCUAAAGUAAAGCCAAGCAUGGGAAUUACACCUUCAGUUUUCCGAUUUCUUGAGCUUGCUGAGGUUAUGGGGCAAAUGAAUCCUUUGUUUGGAUAUUCCCACCAGCAUCUCGCCCUUGCGCCGUAUGCAGCUCUUGACCAAUACGUAGCUACAGUCGCCGCAACUAGCGGCAUGAACCCCGGCGGACAACAAAAUCCAUCCGGACCAAGGACCCCGGGUCUUGGAAAUUUCGCGAUGGGCGCUUCCCCUGCGGCCGCCCAUCUUGCACUUCCUGACGGUUCGCCUCAUAUGAGCGGAAGCCCAGCCCAAGCUCCUGGAAUGCAACUGCAGCAAAGUCAGCAGGGUUCGAGCGGGCCUAGCGCGAACACCAGCCCGAACGCGAGUAAUAAACGAAGAAGGCCCAGUGCUGUGAAAGAAGACGCGGACAACCAGCCCAAUGGCACCCAGGCCAAACCAGGUGUGAAGCCAAGUCCGAGGAUAGGCAAGAGGCAGAAGCCAAAUGCCACUUGA